AUGAUUGAGAACGUGGUCUACAAGUGUGGCUCUUAUCUCAUCAGGAACACGCAUAUGUCCUCGGCCUCUUCUGCCUCUUCCUCUGUUUUGCCUCCCAACUCCUCCGCCACGCAGCCUCACUCCUCUUCCUCUUCUUCUUCUCUCUGGCUGUUGACCCCGUCCAAUUCCUUGUCCUUCCAUUCUGGAUCUGAGCUACAAUCACCCGGAGAUUCAGGAGUCAAGCUGCUCUCUGAGAUACUCAGCCAUCCAAACUGCUCACUGGACAAACUCAAUGUGGCUCAUGGAGGAGAAUUCAGGAUUACAGCAGGACUACACAAAUAUGCCUGUGAUCUCACACUGGAUCUAAACACAGCAAACAUUCAUCUCAUUGUGUAUGAGGAGAACAAAAAGGUGAUACAUGUGAAAGAGGAUCAGUUAUAUCCUGAUCAUCCAGAGAGGUUUGAUGAGUGUAUUCAGGUUCUGUGUCGAGAGAGUCUGUCUGGACGAUUUUACUGGGAGGCUGAAUGGAGUGGAUAUGAUGCUGAUAUGUCCGUCACAUAUAAAGGUAUCCGCAGGAAAGGAGGGAGUGAUGAUUGUUGGUUUGGGUCCAAUACAAAUUAUUGGAGUCUGAUCUGCUCUGAUUUUGGUUUUACUGUUCGUCACAAUAAGAAGUUCACUGUCAUACAUGUCCCUUUGCGCUCCUCUAAGAGAGUCGGAGUGUAUCUGGACUGGUCUGCCGGCACUCUGUCCUUCUACAGCAUCUCUGACACACUCACACACAUUCAGCUCCACAUUCACUGAACCUCUCUGUGCUGGAUUUGUAGUUUGUGAGGGUUCCUCGGUAUCUCUGUGACAUCCUGUGAAAAGCCUGUGAGCAACAAAAGAGACACACACACACCUGACUAAAAAGAAAUCCUCUCACUUUAUAUAUUUGUCCUGUCAGUUACCCAGCAUUUUUUUGCAUUUGCAAGACCUCUGGCUGGGUUUGUGUACAUUUACUCUCAAGAGAUUUUGCAAUUAUGUGAACAUUUUUUGGUGAUUUGUUCUUUGCUAGUUAGGUCCAGAAUUAUGUGAAAUAUUACGUGUUUUGUAUGUGCUCUCAUUGUUCAGUUGUCUAUUCUCAGAAGUGUA
Messenger RNA from Sinocyclocheilus anshuiensis, 1110 nucleotides. RefSeq names its product stonustoxin subunit beta-like. The record is from RefSeq and is a predicted model, not a curated record. Bases 1 to 780 code for a protein of 259 amino acids. Lineage: Eukaryota; Metazoa; Chordata; Actinopteri; Cypriniformes; Cyprinidae. The transcript has 4 exons.